Molecule: messenger RNA, 1890 nt
Organism: Panicum hallii
Lineage: Eukaryota; Viridiplantae; Streptophyta; Magnoliopsida; Poales; Poaceae
Product: protein DETOXIFICATION 19-like
Exons: 5
Coding region: 29-1744 (571 amino acids)
Biological process (GO): xenobiotic detoxification by transmembrane export across the plasma membrane
Cellular component (GO): membrane
Molecular function (GO): antiporter activity; xenobiotic transmembrane transporter activity
Source: RefSeq, a predicted model, not a curated record
UCCUCCUCCUAGUCGGCUAGUCCACACCAUGCUCGUAACAACUCAGUCCCAUUUCCACAGUGCCCCCCGCGGGCGCCUCAGGCAGAGAGGGAGCGCGGGCGCGGCUGCUUCACACCGCGGCCGAGGCCGAGGCCGUGCGCGCGUUAUAAGCACCACCGCGGCACGCUCGCUGAUCGCGCGCCGGCCAGCAGCAGCAGCAGCGGGGAGGAGGAGGCGAGCCGCUGGCCAUCCCUUGCUCGCCGCGGGCUCCAGCGGUGCUCCGCUUCCGGCCGGUUCCUCCGGCGGGCCGUCCGACGACGGCAGCAUGCCUUUGGCCCCGCUGCUCGCCGGCGACGGCGGCGAGCCCGCCGCCGCGCGUCCGGCGGCGCCGUCGUGGCUGGGGCGCGUGGUGGACACGGAGGAGGCGCGCGCGCAGCUCCGGUUCGCGGUGCCGAUGGUGCUGACCAGCAUGGCGUACUACGGCAUCCCGCUGGUGUCGGUGAUGUUCUCGGGCCACCUCGGCGACGUCCAGCUCGCCGGCGCCACGCUCGGCAACUCCUGGGCCACCGUCACCGGCUACGCCUUCGUGACGGGCCUGAGCGGCGCCCUGGAGACGCUGUGCGGGCAGGCGUACGGCGCGCGGCUGUACCGGAUGCUGGGCCUGUACCUGCAGUCGUCGCUCAUCAUGUCGGCCGCCGUCUCCGUGCUCGUCUCCGCGCUGUGGUGCUUCACGGAGCCCGUGCUGCUGUUCCUCCGCCAGGACCCCGAGGUGUCCCGCGCCGCCGCCUCCUUCGUCCGGUGCCAGAUCCCGGGCCUCUUCGCCUUCUCCUUCCUGCAGUGCCUGCUCCGCUACCUGCAGACGCAGUCCGUCGUGGCGCCGCUCGUGGCCUGCUCCGUGGCGCCCUUCGCGCUCCACGUCGCGCUGGCGCACCUCCUGGUGAACGUGCUCGGGCUCGGCGUCGCGGGGGCAUCCGCCGCCGUGUCCGCCACGUUCUGGGUCUCCUGCCUCAUGCUGCUCGCCUACGUGACGCGGUCCCAGGCCUUCGGCGAGACGUGGACGGGGUUCUCCGUCGAGGCCUUCAAGUACGUGCUGCCGACGGUGAAGCUCGCCACGCCGUCCGCCGUCAUGGUCUGCUUGGAGUACUGGGCGUUCGAGCUCCUGGUCCUGAUCGCCGGCCUGCUCCCCAAUUCGACGGUGAGCACGUCGCUGAUCGCCAUGUGCACUAGCACGGAGGCGAUCGCGUACAUGAUCACGUUCGGGUUCAGCGCCGCCGUGAGCACGCGGGUGUCGAACGAGAUCGGCGCCGGGAACGUGGAUCGCGCGAAGAACGCGGUGUCGGUGACGCUGAAGCUGUCCGUGUUCCUGGCCGUCUCCUUCGUGGCGCUGCUGGCGUUGGGGCACACCCAGUGGGCACGGCUCUUCAGCGGGAGCGCCGCCAUCGUGUCGGAGUUCGCGGCCAUCGCGCCGCUGAUGGCGGUGUCCAUCGUGCUGGACUCGGCGCAGGGGGUACUGUCCGGGGUGGCCAGGGGCUGCGGCUGGCAGCACCUGGCGGCGGUCACCAACCUGGUGGCGUUCUACUUCGUGGGCAUGCCGCUGGCCGUGCUCCUCGCCUUCAAGCUGGACCUCGGCGCCAGGGGCCUCUGGGCGGGGCUCAUCUGCGGGCUCGCGUGCCAGGCCGCCGCCCUGCUCGUCAUCACCGCGCGCACCAGGUGGUCCGACCUCGCCGACGCCAUGCGGGAGGAGAAGGCCAACUACGUCGCCUAGCAAGACACCCGUAUACUCCACUUAUUACUUGCUCACGGCUUACUAGUUACUACUACAGUACUACUGUACAACUAAUGAUGAAGUUGGACGAGAAGUUGUGCAUCGAAAGCACACGCGCGAGUUUUUUUUUUUUUGGUGGCGACGGC